Molecule: messenger RNA, 1458 nt
Organism: Cornus florida
Lineage: Eukaryota; Viridiplantae; Streptophyta; Magnoliopsida; Cornales; Cornaceae
Product: protein FAR-RED IMPAIRED RESPONSE 1-like
Exons: 3
Coding region: 1-1458 (485 amino acids)
Biological process (GO): regulation of DNA-templated transcription
Source: RefSeq, a predicted model, not a curated record
AUGGCAACCGUCCAUUUGGAGGGGUUGAAUCAUCACCGGGAGACCGCUGUGUUUGGAACAGCGUUCAUGUAUGACGAGACUGCAGAGUUGUUUGUGUGGUUGUUUGAAACAUUUUUGAAAUCUAUGUCCGGUAAAGCGCCAAAGACGAUCUUCACUAAUCAAGAUGCUGCAAUGGGAAAGGUGAUGCCAAGGACAAACCAUUAUCUGUGUGUUUGGCACCUAAUGCAAAAUGCACAGAAGCAUCUAGGGUUGUUGUUUAGACGUGCGCAAGGCUUUAAGAAGGUGUUAUCAAAAUUAAUAUUUGAAAUUGAGGAGGAGGAAGAAUUUACUAGGGAAUGGAAUAUAAUGAUAACGGAAAAUGGUGUUGUUGGUAACACAUGGCUUACAAAUCUCUUUGCUUUAAAACAUAGAUGGGCUAUGGCAUUUAUUAAACAUACCUGGUCCGCGGGUAUCCACAGCACACAACUGAGUGAAAGCUGCAAUGGUUGCUUGAAGGCGUACUUAUCCGGGCAACUGAUUCUUCCAGAUUUCUUCACACACUUUGAAAGGCUGUUGUCCGACAAGCGUUACAAGGAGUAUGUAGCCGAGUAUGGGUUACUCCACAAUCUACCUCAACUGAAAACAAACUGUAACAUAUUAGUAGAGGUGGCAAGCCUGUACACAAAGGUUAUAUUUAAUAUUUUCCAGGAUGAGUUCUUAGCAGCUGCUGCUAGUCAGAGGAUCAUUGGUUGCAGUCCCAUCGAUGGCAACGGAGGCUAUGUUUACAAAGUCGUUGGUGAGGAUGGAAUGCAAUGCGACGUGAGGAGGACAGUAGAAGAUGAAUUGUUAUGUUCUAGUUGUAAAUUUGAAAGGGAGGGUAUUAUGUGUAGGCAUAGUUUGAAAAUCCUAAAAGACUCCAUGUUCACCAAUACAUUGCCUCGUCGAUAUAUAUUAAGAAGGUGGAGUAGAACUGCAAGAGAUGGCAGGUUGGAGGAAAAUCUUUCCGGUGAAGUGAUUGCCGAAACUGAUCCAAAAAUUGAGGUUAGGAGACGGCACAGGGUACUUUGUCGUAUUCUGACUAAAAUUUCGUCCAUUGUAUCGGAGGAUAAGGACGGAUACAAUGAUUUAUUAGUGAAAGCCAUGGAGUGGAAAAAAAUUGCCCAAUCAAGUUGUAGGCAUAGGUUUACUGAGAGGAAUGGAAUUUAUACUGGUGGUAAAGGCAGAAACCAAUAUGUCGGCAUGAACAAAAAUACUGACAAAAUCCCCAAUGGUCUCAAGUGUAAAGAUACAUGGAAAGGAAAAUUUAAGAGGUUAAAACCGACCAUGGAGCUAAAGAGUCGCAAUAAGACGAAAUCAAUAAAACAAACAGUUCAGCUUCAGAAUUGCAAUGAAGCCCUUCAAUCAGGAGAGGCAGGUGGCAGUAGUCAUAGUGGAACAAUCCCCUACUACGUGUUAGUGAAUGUAAGUAUUGUUGCAUAA